Molecule: messenger RNA, 1618 nt
Organism: Cicer arietinum (chickpea)
Lineage: Eukaryota; Viridiplantae; Streptophyta; Magnoliopsida; Fabales; Fabaceae
Source: RefSeq, a predicted model, not a curated record
UUUAUUGAAUUACUGAUUUAGAUGAGGAGACGGUGGUCGGUCCCUCUCUGCGGCGUAGACGAAAUUAUUCCUUCGCAGCUUUCUCGCCAGUUCCACUCUUCCACCCUCGUCAAUUGAUAAAAGUGAUAUUGAGCUUUCUAAGGUACUAUUUCCUUUCCUUUGUUAGGGUUUCGGUUACAUUCUUCCAAUCGGUACUGAUUUUUGCUUCAUAAGCCAAUGCGGUGAAACAGAACGAGAAUCAUCGCUUCUAGUAUUAUCGUGAUUGUCUACGACUGAGGUAUAUAUAAGACUUUCAAUCAUUCUUAGAUGCCUCGUUGCAAAGACGAGUCCCCUGCGGUUCGUGUCUACACAGUUUGCGAUGAAUCCAGAUAUUUGAUUGUGAGGAACGUUCCAGCAUUAGGUUGCGGCGAUGACUUGCUGCAACUCUUUUCAUCAUACGGAGAAGUAGAGGAGUGUAAGCCAAUGGAUGCAGAAGACUGUGAGCAAUUCACCGAUGUUUAUUGGAUCAAGUUUGGUCUUUUCAGCAAUGCCAGGUUUGCGAAAAGAAAAUUGGAUGAUUUUGUUUUCCUCGGAAACCGAUUACAGGUUUCGUAUGCUCCUCAUUUUGAGAGUCUGUUGGAUACAAAGGAUAAAUUGGAGGGAAGAAGAAGGGAGGUUUUAGCUCGACUGAACCCUGGAAGAUCCAAAGAGACUAUUGCCUCAAGCUCUAGGUCCGUAAUUACAUCAAGCACCAGUUGCUUAUCAGAACAUCUAAAUCCUAAUCAAAGAAAUGCAGAAUUUGAAGCAAAGUCAAACAGCGGUAAUCUUCCAAAAAGAAUGGUUUCCUCUAACGAGGACUAUUUUCCCUCCCGUACCAUGAAUCAAACAGUGAGGUUUGUCAGGGAUAAGCUUGAUAAGAUUCAAUCCAGUGGCGAGCAUCUACAAGCUGGAUCAACAUCAAAAAAAGCACGAGUUGAUAAUAGGAGGAGGAUUUAAUGUGUAAAAUUAAAAAGUUUUAGGUAAUUGUGAUGUUCUCUUAGGUUGUGUUUGAGAGGUUUUUGGAGAGAAGGGGGAGGCUUAUGGCUAGCCUCCUCCUUGUUUGGGAGUUUUAUAGAAAAUUGGAAAGACAUUUGGGAAAUAUUUAAAAAAAACUCUUCAAACACAUCUUAUAAGUAUUUUUUGAGUUCCCCAAAUUGAGGUACUCAAAAGAAAAAAAUGAAAUGAUUUAUUUACCCUUUGCAAAUUGAAAGUACACUACUAAUAUCAGAAUGGAGCCCUACAUUAUCGGAUUUCCUCUCUCUCUCUCUCUCUCUCAAGCUCUAUUCAUUCCUUCUGGUUCAAGAUCGAUCUCCUUUUGGGAUUUGUUUGAAUUAAUGUUAUAAGGGGUGAAAGUGUAUUAUGAAUUCCAUUGGAGUGUCUGUGCUCUUGCAUUUACCUAGAGGUAGAUAUUUCACUCGUUCUUGUUAGCUCUUAUGUAGUUUGAAAUUUGUAAUGUAUCCAUAUUAUCUUGCUUCUGGUUGAGUUUUGUUUUCCAUUUUGUGGAAAUUAGUUGUCUUUGUAAAAUAGGGCAAAAACCUUGUUUGAGUUACAUCAAUGUAUACAUCAAAGGUUUAAUUGAGUUGCCUUUUUGCUCAUUUUA